AUGGAAGAUAGAGAGGAAGGCAUCGAUUACGAAUACGAGCAAAUUCAAAGCACCUAUAUGGGGCAUUCCAAGGGGUCUAUGUACAGUAGGUUUGUACCAAACAUACAUCCAUAUUACUUCUUCAGGCCCGAUUUUUUGGAAGACACAAUUCAAAUCCACCGGGAAAAACAUGGACAUUUUGGAGAGCAAGGGAACCAGUUUUAUCAGCAAAUAGGGCCUCAUGAGCACUUUCCUUUUCAGGUUGAUCAAGAAAGAAUAAAGAAUAUCUGGAAAAAAGAAAGAAAUCGUAUUGCUGCCAAAAGAUGUAGAGAAAAAAGAAUAGCGCAUCUCAGAGAGCUUGAAAGAAGAGAACAUGCAAUGGUUUGCGAGAUAUCCGAGCUAAAGGAGGCGAUAUGUGAUUAUGACAAUGUUCUGGAAAUCUUCCUUCGGUACAUCCAAGGAUACUUGAGUAUGGAUGCAGAGAAGCACGAAGGCUUUGUCUUUCUAUUCGACCGUCUCUGCAACCUCAAAAAGACUGAUGCCCCAAGGCCUACUUAUUUCCGCGAUAUCAGCCAUUUGAUAUCCAAGAAAUUGAAUGUAACAAAUGAGAAGAUCGAUAAGAUAACAGAGGCAUUACGUGGGUGGCUUAAUAAGCUUUUCGAAAAAGAUUGA
Molecule: messenger RNA, 651 nt
Organism: Encephalitozoon hellem ATCC 50504
Lineage: Eukaryota; Fungi; Microsporidia; Unikaryonidae
Exons: 1
Coding region: 1-651 (216 amino acids)
Biological process (GO): regulation of DNA-templated transcription
Molecular function (GO): DNA-binding transcription factor activity
Source: RefSeq, a predicted model, not a curated record